Schistosoma turkestanicum is the source of this 896-nucleotide messenger RNA. The record is from the annotation of a GenBank genome assembly. NCBI's taxonomy places the organism in Eukaryota, Metazoa, Platyhelminthes, Trematoda, Strigeidida, Schistosomatidae.
CUUAUGUGUGCUUUGAGUGGCUGUUAUGAACCGUCAAGGUUAUUAGCUUCGAAUGCCAAAGUCGAAAAAGCUGAAUCGACCCCCUUUACAGUUUAUCAAUGAGCCUUUUUCUAAGCCCAAAGGUGAGACUGUAUACAAAACAUGCUCUGAAGUGUAUCCGGAAGUAAAAAGAGCUCUUACUGAUGAUGCCUACGUUUGGUUCGAACCAUGCUUCAAAACACUACAAGUUAAAAAAGAACGAAAAUUAAGCAGGAGUUCUUCGAAUGCUCGUCAAUAUUUGCCUGAGUUACAGUUUUUACCUGAUGGGCAAAUCGCAAUGGAUUCACUAUCUUGUGUCAGAAAACAGAAGUCCUGUCCGUUGUUCCCUUUGAAAUCUCCUGAAGUGAUUACUCGAGAAGUUGUUGUACUAGUCAAAGAGACUCCUGAAAAUACUAAUCGUAUGACACGAAAGUGUUCACACUGUGAGUUAUUUGUUGUACUGUAUCUACCCUAUAAUCUGUGUUAUGUCUAAUAAUGAGAGAGGAUAAGCUCAUCUAUUUCACUUUGUUAUGAAUUUUCAACUGAAGGAAGUAAACAUUAACAUAAAUAAGCUGGAGCAGAUCAUGUUCUUCUUUAACUGGUACUCACAGAGUUUUUUUUUUCUUUUAUUAGAUAAUCCUACGGUUAAUGGCUUGUUUGAACAAUUACCUGGAUGCAAUGAAGAUGCACUGACAAUUAAAAAAUAAUAUUUUAUGAUUUAUAUUUUUUUUAUUCUGAACAUUUGUAUGAAUUUAUACUUACCUGUGAUUUUUCAAUAAAUAGGUCAUCUUUUAUCAAAUUACGUCGUAUAGAUUUUAAAAUUUUAAAGAUUGUACUACUCAAAUCAAUUUGGUAGGUUUUGUUGGUGUUGUUUAGGA